Messenger RNA from Phascolarctos cinereus (koala), 1403 nucleotides. RefSeq names its product interleukin-3 receptor subunit alpha. Gene Ontology annotation, biological process: cytokine-mediated signaling pathway. The record is from RefSeq and is a predicted model, not a curated record. Gene Ontology annotation, molecular function: cytokine receptor activity; protein binding. Gene Ontology annotation, cellular component: external side of plasma membrane. Lineage: Eukaryota; Metazoa; Chordata; Mammalia; Diprotodontia; Phascolarctidae.
UCUGACUGCGCCCAGAAGACAGAAAGCCUGCCUGCACAACUGUACUGUUUGACCUUAAGGAAAAGGAAGAGGUCCCUAGCACUAAGGAAUCUUCAGAUCUAGUCCCAAAGAGUGGUUCCAUGGCAGAUCUGAUAACCUUCAUUUGGUUCUCAAUGUUACUAACCGUAACAUACAGCCAAACACCAACACCGGAGGAUUCGCCAAUUAAAAAUAUAACUUUGGAUAUGAAGACAAUGUUCCUGAGAUGGACCAAUGUGGAGAAUGUGAAUAACAUCAGCUGUUCUGUUAAAGUGCUCUCAAAAUUAGAAUAUCGCAUACCGGCAGAAAAAAACGAGUGUGAACUAAAGCCCGAUUAUCCUUGGUGCCAAGGGGUAGACUUUGAAAUUGAGGGAUUUGCUGGCAAAAGAUUUUUAGAAACAUUCCAGAUUCCCCGAAGAGGAAAAGAAGGGACCACUGAAGAAAGUUUAUCCUGCCAGGUUCAUGAUGCAAAUCUCAUGGACUGCAAAUGGACAGUGAGAGAAACUCUAAGGGAUAUCCAGUAUCAAUUUUUUUACUCACAAAAUGCAAAUGCUUUUGCAGAUAGAGAAUGUCCAAAAUACAAGACAGAUUCUGAAGGAAGACAUGUUGGAUGUCAUUUUGAUAACCUGUCAGGAUUCACAGAGCUUGAAGGGUAUCACUUCCUAGUAACAGGAACCAGCAGUGGAAGGGAAGUCCAGUGUAAUGAUAAGUACAUUGAACUAAGUAAAAUUGAAAUAUUUAAACCACCAAAUAUCAAUAUAAACUGCACAAAUAUUACUUGUAGCAUACAAUGGCAGAUACCCAAAAGAAGAGAAUUGUGGGAGACAAGCUUUGAAUAUCAGCUUCAAAUUCAAAAGGUUGCUGACAAGAAUAUCUUAGAAUCAGGAGGCCCUGUUACUACAAAAGAAACGAAUUUUGACUUCAAAAUUACUGAUGGAAAAUAUACUGUGAAAAUAAGAACAAGAAAGCUGUUUGAAAAUGCACCUUGGAGUGAAUGGAGUGAGCCUCAAGAAUUUGGUCAUGAAGUCCACAGAGAUAUUCCUCUGUCAGUAUUAAUGUUCUCACUUCUUGGAAUAGCCUUCAUUAUCCUGCUCAUUUUGGGAUAUCUCUGUAAAAGGUAUUAUGUGAUUCAAAAAAUAUUCCCUCCUGUUCCCCGUAUUAAAGACCAAGUUAGUGACAGUUUUCACCAAUACAAUGAGGUGCUCUGGGAAGAAAAUAAAAUACUUCCAGAACAAUGUAAAAUUGAAGAGAUACAGGUCAUAGGGAAAAAAUAAAACUGUCCAUAAAACUAAACAAGAUUGGAUAAUGUUCUUAGAAAUUUCUUUUUUAUAGAAAGAGAAGGAGAUAAGAGAAGGGGGGAAUGAUAGAGAGGGCAGAUUGGGGGA